AGUUUGUUUUCAAAGACAAAGUCAUAUUAUUUAUUGUUUAAAAUAUCUUAGCAAUCGGAACAUUGUCACGUAUUGGCGUUUAUAUGCUUUUAUCUUUUUUCUUUAAUGUUAAUCUAAUUUUUUACUUGGGAAGGACCCUUAUCUCAUGCAGAAGAAACUCAAUCUUGAAAAUAUUGGUUGGUUUUUUCGUAUUAGAAUUCUAGUAUAAGCAUUACAGAAAAGACAUGCGUAAAAAUCUGUAGGUAUUCAGAACAAAAUUUUGUCCCUAAUAUCAAUGUUAUUACUUGAAAAAACUUGAUGAACUCGCCGGUUUUUACCGGUCUGGAAAUACUUUUGGACCGGCCGGUGACUGGCCGGACCGGACCGGUCUAGUAUUUCCAGACCGGUUACAACUCUGCACCACACAACCACUGCAGCCCACUACUCAUCUACUACACAUCCGGGCGACUUCAAACAUUCAAGUAGAUUAUACAUGAAUUUUCUAAGUCAACAUAGACGUCUUUUCAUUUGUCUUUAAUAGAAUUAGUCGAUUGUGAUAAAAUAAAUGGAGAAUGUAAUGGUGGUGAAAUGACGACAGCUUAUGGUGUUAUAAUGAAUAUGUCUGGAAUUGAAAGUGAAACAAAUUACAAAUAUUUGGGACAUGAACAAAGGUGUCAAUUUGAUAGAACAAAAGUACAUGUUUACAUUAAUGAAUCGGUUAACAUUACACAGGAUGAAAAUGGAGAAAAGGGUUAUUAUCGAGUUUAUCGAGGAAACGAAACAUGUGGAGUGAAUAUGAUGUGUUCGUCAGCUUUAGUCGAUGAAUAA
Didymodactylos carnosus is the source of this 807-nucleotide messenger RNA. NCBI's taxonomy places the organism in Eukaryota, Metazoa, Rotifera, Eurotatoria, Philodinida, Philodinidae. The record is from the annotation of a GenBank genome assembly.